AUGGAGCAAGACGAUGAGGAAGACUUCGCCCGUGGUCGCGAAUACUGCGACAAGAAGGCCUUCAAGCUAGCUGUGAUGUCCUAUGUGGUUCUGAUUAAGGGCUGUCCGUUUGCUGUACGCGGGCGUCUGACGGAUGAAGGGUGUGUCCGUGUUACGUCUUCACAUUUAGACCACUCGUGUCAGCCCUUGCAGCACAAGACGCCGCCGGCACUCAUUGCGAAGGCUGUGGCCGCUACGGAGCUGCGGAACAGGAGCUCGGUUAAGGCCCAAGCGUAUGAUGCCCUGCAGCUGGAGACGCAGUCUGUGGAUAUGCGUGGUGCAAGUUAUCGGCUCCUGAAGCCCUGGCUCGAUGCGAUGACUACAGCCAAUCCUGACAGUGUCGUGGAUCUCGUCUCUUCAAGCGACGAUCACGUUCUAGCAUAG
Messenger RNA from Phytophthora sojae, 423 nucleotides. RefSeq lists its product as hypothetical. The coding region runs from base 1 to 423 and encodes 140 amino acids. The record is from RefSeq and is a predicted model, not a curated record. The transcript is spliced from 3 exons. NCBI's taxonomy places the organism in Eukaryota, Oomycota, Peronosporomycetes, Peronosporales, Peronosporaceae.